Gongylonema pulchrum is the source of this 201-nucleotide messenger RNA. Lineage: Eukaryota; Metazoa; Nematoda; Chromadorea; Rhabditida; Gongylonematidae. The record is from the annotation of a GenBank genome assembly.
AUGACCUACCGUGGCAAACAACGUAAUCUGGCGCAUUAUCAGUGGGUUUCAUGGCCGGACAAAUUUGUCCCGAAACAGCUUACUGUACCCUUCACGCUACUCAGCUCAGCUCGAGCUCGCAAAACGCCCACCGUCAUACACUGUUCAGCUGGAAUUGGGCGCACCGGAACACUUGUUGUACUUGAAAUGCUAGCCAAGUAA